AUGAAAGGCUUUGGCUUCCUACAUCUUUCGUCUGAGUUGCGGAACCGGAUCUACCGGCUCGCCGCCCGGGAUGCAGAUCAUGGAGUCGAGAAGCGCAUCAGUCGCCGUGAAGGGACGACACCGGUCGACAGCGACUUCUAUCGGUCACGAGGCUAUUAUGGCCUAACACAAACAUGUCGACUGGUCCGCGCCGAGUUCCGUCUUCAACAUCUAAAGGAUCGUGCAAUCUCUGUGCAUAUUCGAGACGCAGAUGACUACCUCGACUCUGUCCUGACGCCGGAGGCUAUUGCAAGCGAAAACAAUGUUGGCUGGUUUUCGAUCCGCGCCGACCGAGAGCGCAGGGAUGAUUAUCCUCGGAAACUGCGCCCUCUUCUCUUGAAGCUGUACAGCGCUGCCAAUCUUCAAUUCCGCUUCACCGAAGGCCAAGGCCCAUCAGUCUUCAACAACACGUUCCUGCGCUAUCAUCUAGAGUGGAAAUAUGCGCUGAUCAACGACAUCAAGCACAUCGAUGCCGAAGAAGCGAGUCAUUGGGGUCUUCGUAUUGUGCUCAAUCCUGCAUCUCAAAUGAAAUGGGUAAAAGACUGUACUCGCGCCUGGUUCCGCAUCCUCCACAUGUCCGAAGAAGCACUCGCGUUCUUUGCAAAGUUGGGCCUCAACCCAGAAUCCGACAUGAUUUUCAUUCGUAGAGGCACCAAGGUACCACGCGACAUGACAUCAUCCGGCAAAGCAGCUAAGCGCAGCCUCAUCGACAGAGCCAAGUCUGGUCGCGGCAGCGAUGCGCAAAGUAUUCACUCCAAGCGGCCUUUGCUUAUACCCGAGUCGCGCUCAAUGUCUUUUGCGACUAGCCUGACUCCAUCUACCAUCAAUCAGGAUACUCAUCAGUAG
Molecule: messenger RNA, 885 nt
Organism: Plenodomus lingam JN3
Lineage: Eukaryota; Fungi; Ascomycota; Dothideomycetes; Pleosporales; Leptosphaeriaceae
Source: RefSeq, a predicted model, not a curated record